GCAGGGAACGAAAGCGGCUCCAGUUCAAAAGCCACAUGCACCAACGUGACAUAUAAGCCAUUAAAAUAUCAUCCUGACGGCUCAUUUCUGCUUCAUCAUACAUUCCCUAACUGCUUCCCGAAAGCUGGAAAAAGAGAAAUGAAGGAUGAUCGCCUCGCUGGAACCACGAAGAGAGGCUUAGAGGGGUUUGUGGUCCCCCCUCAGCCACCCCAAAGUGAUGUGCAGAAAUGAGGCGAUCCCAGCAACAGGUGGAGCGGGGCUCAAAGUCAGAAAAUGAGAUUCAAGACCUCCUCGGCCAUGAGGAGACGGUUGCGACUUUACCAAACUGCUCUGAAAGAGUCGAGUAGUAGUUCCGGACACCAUGACCCCCAGCUCGCUGCCGCCUCCAGCCCCUCAGUGUUCCCUGGCCUCCACGAACAGUCUCCCGAGGCCUCGGCCAGUGGCACAUUGAACGGACUCCUGCGUCUGGGGCUUCCCGGAGAAAUGUACGCGCGGCCCGAACCUUUCGCCCCGGGACCCGUGGCCCGCAGCGACGCCCUCGCAGCUGCCGCGGCCCUUCAUGGCUACGGGGGCAUGAACCUGACCGUGAACCUCGCCGCACCGCACGGCCCUGGCGCCUUCUUCCGCUACAUGCGCCAACCCAUCAAACAGGAGCUCAUCUGCAAGUGGCUGGCCGCCGACGGCCCCGCACCCCCGCGCCUCUGCUCCAAAACUUUCAGCACCAUGCACGAGCUGGUUACGCAUGUCACUGUGGAGCACGUCGGCGGCCCGGAGCAGGCCAACCACAUCUGCUUCUGGGAGGAGUGUCCGCGCCAGGGCAAGCCCUUUAAAGCCAAAUACAAACUUGUAAAUCACAUCCGCGUGCAUACGGGCGAGAAGCCCUUCCCCUGUCCUUUCCCGGGGUGUGGGAAGGUCUUUGCUAGAUCAGAAAAUCUCAAAAUACACAAAAGAACUCACACAGGGGAGAAGCCCUUCAGGUGCGAGUUCGAGGGCUGCGAGCGGCGCUUCGCCAACAGCAGCGACCGCAAGAAACACUCGCACGUGCACACCAGCGACAAGCCAUACACGUGCAAAGUGCGCGGCUGCGACAAGUGCUACACGCACCCCAGCUCGCUGCGCAAGCACAUGAAGGUGCACGGACGCUCCCCGCCGCCUCUUAGCUCUGGCUACGACUCGGCCACUCCGUCCGCCCUGGUGUCGCCUUCAUCGGACUUCGGCCGCGAGCCCCCGGCGGCCUCCUCGGCGGCGGUGGCGGCGCAUGGCGCCGAACUGCGAGAAUGAUGUCCACCGCGUUGCUCCUAAGGUAAUCUCGCCCCGCGCAGCUGAGAGCCCGCAUCUCGAGCCUGCGACAUCAAAGGGCCCGCGCACAAAGCAAUGUUUCUUGGCCACGGUGCAUCUUCAUGGUAAGUUAGGAUUUCUAUGGCAAUGGGCAAGUCGCACUAAAAUCCUGAAAGGCCUAGCCUGGAGCCCGUCCAGGCUUUUCAUUAAGGACAUAAUAUUUACGUCUAACAGGCCUUUUUUCUUGUGUAUACAAGUAUAUAUUUUUGUUUGACGCGGACUAAAUCAUUUUCAUUUAAUUUCCGGUAAACAAAACCCACGCGAAUGGGCACUUGUUCCCGAUCAUAAUAAAAAUGGAUAAUAAUGUGAGGGAAGAAAAAGGCCGCUUGAAUCGCCGCUCAGCCCCCUUUGUUUCUGCUUUCUGCGGUGAUCAGAGGGCGCAUUUGGGUUUGAUGGCGAGUUUCUAAAGGCGAGGAAAUGGUUUGUAAGAGGGGAAAGAAAAGGAGAAAGGUCUAAUCAAGCUCGGGUUGUUCAAAGAGUUGGGUUUUGGGGUUGAAAGUGUGAGUUUGACGGUGCAUCAGCAUGCCGCGUUGGGCUCGCCAUGGAAAUGCACGCGGGGAGCGGCCCCUUCAAAGGCGGCACACUUCACUACAGACACUGUAUGAAGACACAUUUGCGCUGACCUUUGCUUUCACGCCAUUUAAUACUGUCACUGCGUUCUCCAGUCUGUACUUCCCCCUUAGGACCUGCCUCGCUGACGUUUAGGGGUUCACCCUGCAUUCUUUGGCGCCAGGGACACUUUCAGGAAAGGGAGGAGCCGGUCUCCGAACAUCUUGGCUGUGCCUCAAAGAGGCUCCAAGGUCAGGAGUAAAUAACUUUAAGGCAACCUCAGAAGCUAAACAAAUGAGCAUCCCAAGCUCAGUUUUGUGCAGAGCAUCUCUCUGCCUCUUGAGCAAGGUGGAUGCCUGCAUCCGAAUGGAACGUGCAGGGCAGGGAAGACACCCUGGAUGAGUCUGGGAAGUUCAUACAGUGACUUUCAGUCAUUUCCACUUUGGCCCCCAGCACAGCCCAUUUUGCUCCUCUGCCCCAGAAGUCUCUUGCAGCCCCCCACCCCCAAACUCGUUUCUCCCUAGAGUGCUGUGUAUAGUACUCCUCUGGCCUGGGCUGGCCCUGGGCAGGAGCUCCAGAGUGCAAGGCCAAGGGGACAGGGAAGAUGGCAGGAAAGUUAGAAGUCCAUGUUCCCUUAAUUGUCAUGUUGUUUAUUUUAUCCAAGUACCCCGGAGAAUAGGGGAAAAAUAAACAUGGUGGAAAAAAAUCAAACAGUGGAG
Molecule: messenger RNA, 2606 nt
Organism: Molossus molossus (Pallas's mastiff bat)
Lineage: Eukaryota; Metazoa; Chordata; Mammalia; Chiroptera; Molossidae
Gene: ZIC4
Product: Zic family member 4
Exons: 5
Coding region: 274-1281 (335 amino acids)
Biological process (GO): central nervous system development; regulation of transcription by RNA polymerase II
Cellular component (GO): nucleus
Molecular function (GO): DNA-binding transcription factor activity, RNA polymerase II-specific; RNA polymerase II cis-regulatory region sequence-specific DNA binding
Source: RefSeq, a predicted model, not a curated record